Molecule: messenger RNA, 3880 nt
Organism: Anarrhichthys ocellatus (wolf-eel)
Lineage: Eukaryota; Metazoa; Chordata; Actinopteri; Perciformes; Anarhichadidae
Product: cytochrome P450 2K3-like
Exons: 4
Coding region: 2784-3755 (323 amino acids)
Biological process (GO): xenobiotic metabolic process
Cellular component (GO): intracellular membrane-bounded organelle; cytoplasm
Molecular function (GO): iron ion binding; heme binding; oxidoreductase activity, acting on paired donors, with incorporation or reduction of molecular oxygen, reduced flavin or flavoprotein as one donor, and incorporation of one atom of oxygen
Source: RefSeq, a predicted model, not a curated record
ACAAUAUGUACCUCUGAGGUGUAGUAGAGUAAAAAGUACAACAUUUACCUCUGAGAUGUAGAGUAUAAAUUGGAACUAGUACAUGUUCCACGUAAAUGUACUUUGUGUACAUUGUACACAGCUGGAAACAGAGAAAUAAUUGAAAAGAUGCAAAGGACGUGAGCUAGAGAAACACGAGGAGGCUGUAGAGAAAACUACCAUUUAAAAUGAUGUCAUUCCUCUUUAGAUAACAGUGCUGCAUACACUCAUACCACACUACAGCCUGGCUUCUGACGAAAUAAUCUCCUUACGUCUCACUGCUGUGUGUGUGUGUGUGUGUGUGUGUGUGUGUGUGUGUGUGUGUGUGUGUGUGUUAAGCACAUGAAUGCAGCAGAUUUGCAGAAAUAAUCCCUCAUUUCUCAUUUAUGCAGCAUUUUAGGGAUUGGUAGGCAGCGGAGGCUCACCUUACUAUUUGUGUGUGUGGGGGGGGGUCAGAGCAAAGAUGAUCUCCACCCCCCUCUCUGUUGUGAGGGUCAAUCUGUUGACCUAUUUCCUUGUCUUUUUUUAUGGCAUACUGAUUACUUUUUUCAUGAUUUCUUUUCACACAGUGAUAGAGGAGCAGAGAACAGACUUGAUGAUAGUGGAGUAAAACAGAAUCGGCAGAUUGUACUUCCUGAGCUGGCACAGGAAGUACCUCUGCUGGGCCUUUUUUCGAGAUGGUGUCGAUGUUGGAUGCAACCCAACAGGCGGCCCCGCCGCGAAAACAGAGGAGGCCCCUGGGCCGUUUCAAAGACUUUGUUUGUUCCAUCUGGGAUGGGAAAUAGUUAAUAAUGAGACUCUUGGUUCCAGAAAUUCCACAUAUAUAAUGGAUAGUAGUAAUGGCAUGCUUCAUAAUGGUUAAACCUUAGGACAUCACACGCAGGAUGUGCAAUAGCUUCUAAAUGUAAAGAAAUCAACCCUGUUUGUAAACCAUGUGUCCCUCCCCUUGGGCUGUGCUUAUCCUUUAAAUACUUUAACCAAACAGUCACAAAGAUAAAGGCUCUGGAAGAAAGUUUAUUUCAUCAGUGCAGUGGCAUCUUCAGGAAUAUUAAUAAAAAGUCAUGGGGAUGUUAGAUCUGCUCCUCCAGUCCUCCAGCUCCGUCUCCCUGUUGGGGGGUCUGGUGGUCCUGCUGCUCGUCUACCUUGUCUCCUCUUUCAGCUUCAGCUCCCAGGGGGACAGGAAGGAACCUCCAGGACCAAAACGUAUUAUUCUCUGACUACUCGGCCUGUCGCCCGUCUUGCCAUGUGUGUAAAUCUCACUCGAGUCGGGAAGUUUAUUAGAAUACACAUAUUUGAUUGGCUAAGUCCGGCGGUCUGCCUAGUAGGGACCCUUUGUGAUAAUGUGUUGAGAUAAUGUGCAUAUACACUUUGUUAAACCUUUUUUGAUGGUUAGACCUCCGGACCAUACGUUGGGGAAGGGCUCUGUCCGUUAUUUCACAGAGGGAGGUUAAAAAGAUUAUUUUCCACCACCAAGCGUUACUAAGAUUUCUAAAAAUACAGCAGCAGAGGAGGAAGCUCUGAUUCAAUGUGGAGUUAAUGGACUGAUGUGCCUCCAGACGGAGUUGGUUGAAUGUUAGCUGAUGUUUCAACCCAGGUUUAGUUUAGUAAUUGAUGACAUUUUUCCUAUGCAAUUAUUAACUGUCAGUUGUAGACCAACGUGUGUUCUUCUCUCUGCCUCUCUCUUUGUGAUUAUUUCUCUUUUUCUCUCUUAUUUAAAAAUACAAGUAACUUUUUAACUUAGUAUGCCAAUGGGGGUCAAUGGAGAAAAGGUGAAAGUUUCAACAAGAGUAAAUAUAGAUGGGACACCGAGUUCUACAUGAAGCUGAUAUGUUAUUAAUGUUUUAUUAGUUUUUAAACUUGUACUCCAAAGUUCCUACUGCCCCGUGGGCAAUUCUUAACUGUCAGCUAGAAACGGCAUCUCUCUUUACCAAAACAAUGAAUUCACACAAAGAAUCAAAGAAAUCUACGUGGCAAAGAAGCAUUUCCUUUGCGCCAAGAAUACAGAAGGAAGAACAAUGGCAGAGAGAAAAAGAUGAAUGAAAUGUUCAGUCCGUGAGCUACAAGAUAAAGAUAAGGAUAUUUACUGUAAUUCCAGAACUUGUUGUACUUGAAAAGGGAAUACAUUUAACAGCUGAGGAUGAUCGUGUAAAAGGCGAACCCAAAGUUCAUGAAGAUAGUCUGAAAUAGGAGUCUUUGCUCUCCAAGUGUGUGAGGGCGAGGUGAACCACGGAUAAACGUGGAGUGAUGUAGAUGUAAGAGCUGAGACUGUGAGGAGAUGAAUAAUGUGUCAUUACUUUUACAUGACAUGAUAUAUGGCUCUGUGGCCAUUUUCUGGAGGCUUUACGUACCAAACAAUCAGUAGAAAUGAAUUGUUUGUUGGAUUCAUUUCUUCCAUUCCAUGAGACACACAGACAUCUUCUUUAAUGAUCCCUUUUCCUUCAAAAGUUUGCUUUCAGAAUAUUCCUUAGCUUCAGGUGUCAAGUAGACCCAAACAGGCCAUGUCCACUACAGGAACUUCUACAUCCACCAAAACCACGUAUAAAUUCACAACAGUAGAAGGCAAAACAUGGAAUUCUUACUAAUGGUUAAACCUUAAGACAACACAUCACACGCAGGUUGUAAACCUUUUUUUAACCAUGUGCCCCUCCCCUUUGGCCGUACUUAUCUUCAAAAGACUUCAUCCAAACAGUCACAAAGCUAAAGGCUCUGGAAGGAAGUUUAUUUCAUCAGUGCAGUGGCAUCUUCAGGAAUAUUAAUAAAAAGUCAUGGGGAUGUUAGAUCUGCUCCUCCAGUCCUCCAGCUCUGUCUCCCUGUUGGGGGCUCUGGUGGUCCUGCUGCUCGUCUACCUUGUCUCCUCUUUCAGCUUCAGCUCCCAGGGGGACAGGAAGGAACCUCCAGGACCAAAACCCCUUCCUAUACUCGGGAACCUGCUGCUGCUUGACCUCAAGAGACCCUACAACACACUACAGAAGCUUUCCAAGAAAUAUGGAUCAGUGUUCACCUUCUAUAUGGGACCCCAAAUAGUGGUGGUCCUGUCUGGAUACAAGACGGUGAAGGAGGCACUCGUCAAUCAUGCUGAUGAGUUUCGAGAUAGGGAUCAAAAGCAAAUCCAACAUGAAUUCAAUCAAGGACAUGGUAAGGAAAGAAAAACAGAAAAGAUCUCUUCCUUAAAAUUGUAUCAUCUUGCAAAGCCGUUACCUAUUUUGUUGACCCACUUCUACUCAGGUAUUUUAUGGUCCAACGGGGACUCAUGGAAAGAGAUGAGACGCUUUGCUUUGACGAACCUGAGAGACUUUGGGAUGGGCAAGAGGGCGAUCGAGGAAAAAAUCAUUGAGGAAAGUCAGCACCUCAUUGGAGUGCUUAAGAACUUCAAAGGAGAAGCUUUUGAUACGACCCAACCGAUACGUUUUGCGGUCUCUAAUAUCAUCUGCUCCAUGGUCUAUGGCAGCAGAUUUCAAUAUGAUGAUCCAGAUUUUACAUCCCUGGUAUAUAAUAUGAGCUCACGAAAUCAACUUUUUGGCUCCCCGUCAAUAACGGUGUACAACAUGUUCCCUUGGUUCUUCAAAUGGAUUGCUAACAGGAAGCUUUUCCUCGGAUUUGGUGCUGCCAUCAAAAAACAGAACUUACAGCUGUUUAGUCGUUUGAAAGAGACCCUCAAUCCACAGAUGUGCAGAGGCUUUGUGGAUGCUUUCCUGGUUCAGAAGCAAAAUCUGGAGGUUAGAAAACAAAUCUAUUAAAAUGUAUAUUUUGGGUUUAGGUAGUCAGUGAUCAAGAAAGUGCAUCAUUUAGAAUUACUUCAGUCAAUUGCCAGUAAAUACAGUAAUUUAUUCAGUGUGGCUUUGUAGCACAAGGCAGUAAAACU